This is a messenger RNA of Merops nubicus (carmine bee-eater), 1359 nucleotides long. RefSeq names its product peptidylprolyl isomerase (cyclophilin)-like 4 (gene PPIL4). The coding region runs from base 91 to 1359 and encodes 422 amino acids. Gene Ontology annotation, biological process: protein peptidyl-prolyl isomerization. The transcript is spliced from 12 exons. Gene Ontology annotation, cellular component: nucleus. Gene Ontology annotation, molecular function: peptidyl-prolyl cis-trans isomerase activity; RNA binding. The record is from RefSeq and is a predicted model, not a curated record. Lineage: Eukaryota; Metazoa; Chordata; Aves; Coraciiformes; Meropidae.
AAUUUUCUGAAGCUCUGCAAAGUCAAGUACUACAACUACUGUCUUAUUUACAAUGUACAGAGGGAUUUUAUUAUACAGACCGGUGACCCCAUGGGAACUGGCCGUGGAGGGGAAUCCAUAUUUUGUCAGCUGUAUGGUGAUCAAGCUAGAUUUUUCGAGGCAGAAAAAGUGCCGAGAAUUAAGCACAAGAAGAAGGGAACGGUGUCGAUGGUGAACAAUGGCAGUGAUCAGCAUGGAUCACAGUUUCUCAUUACCACAGGGGAAAACUUGGAUUACCUUGAUGGUGUGCAUACAGUGUUUGGAGAAGUGACAGAAGGCAUGGAUGUGUUGAAGAAAAUUAAUGAAACCUUUGUAGAUAAGGAUUUUAUCCCAUAUCAGGAUAUCAGGAUAAACCAUACGGUAAUUUUAGAUGAUCCAUUUGAAGAUCCACCUGGCUUGUCUGUUCCUGAUCGCUCACCAGAGCCUACUAAGGAACAGCUAGACAGUGGCAGAAUAGGAGCAGAUGAAGAAAUUGAUGACUUGAAAGGACUAUCUACAGAUGAAAUAGAAGAAUUUCAGGCAGAAAAAGAAGCAAAAACUCGUGCCAUUCUUCUGGAAAUGGUAGGAGAUUUGCCAGAUGCAGAGAUCAAGCCACCAGAGAAUGUGCUGUUUGUUUGUAAACUGAAUCCUGUGACCACAGAUGAAGACCUAGAGAUAAUAUUUUCACGAUUUGGUCCCAUUAAAAGCUGUGAAGUGAUUCGAGACUGGAAGACUGGUGAAUCUCUUUGUUAUGCUUUCAUUGAGUUUGAAAAGGAGGAGGACUGUGAGAAAGCCUACUUCAAAAUGGACAACGUGCUGAUAGAUGACAGACGGAUACAUGUGGAUUUUAGCCAGUCUGUUGCAAAGAUUAAGUGGAAGGGCAAAGGUGGGCGGUAUACCAAGGAUGAUUUCAAAGAGUAUGAAAAAGAACGUGACAGACCUUCAAAACUUGCUCUGAAAGAGAAGGCAAAACCGAAGCAGGAUGCCAAGUAUGACCUUGUGCUGGAUGAGGAUGUAGAAGAGUCUCGAACAAGUCAGUCACACUUGGCUAAAAAACAGAAAAAGAAAAAGCACCACCAUUCUGAAGAUGAAGAGGAUGACAGGAGGACAAAAAAAUCUAAGGGUUUGGAUGGAAAACAUGAAGGAGAAGGAAGCAGGGAGAAGGCAAAGAGCGAGAAGAAAGACAGGCACCGGAGCCGCAGCCGGUCUCAAGAGAGAGACCAUGCUCACAGCAGGCAGAAGGACAAACACAGAGACGACUUCCGAGACUGGGAGAGGAAAGCAGACAGAAGCAGAAGUCCUAAGAAAUCAAAAGACAAAGAGAGGUCCAAGUAUAGAUGA